UUCUCAAUCACGUCAUCUCAAAGACGUAAGGAUUUGUUCGAUUCAUGUUAUAUUUCAGUGUCGAUUGCCCAAAAUUGAUAUGGAGGGUCUUAAUACCCGAAAUGCUUCAGAACCGACAAUUUAUUCGACAAUGCAAAUUCAAGAUUAUUACGAAAACUCAACAGAGAUGACAUUUGAGGCCACAAUUCCUGAGCUUAGAUCUCGCUCAGUGAACAUCCACGGGAUCCUAUGGCCUAUCCUCUUUACAGUUCUCAUCAUCUUCGCAAACUCUUUAAGUUUCUUAGCCUUCUGCCUCGAGAAACGACUCCGAACAUACAACAACUACUUCAUCAUUAACUUAACCAUCCUCGACCUUAUAACCGGUGUGUUUCUCAUCCCAACUGUUGUCCACACACACAUCGGUUACUACCCGUUCUCUCAUGAUAUCUGCAAGGUGACUUCGGCUAUCCGGUCGGGCAUUCUCAACGCCUCGAACCUCGCCGUGGUCGUGAUCUGCGCUGAUCGACAUCGGGCCACCUACGACCCCAUCAACCAUUUCAUGUCGAGAAGUAAACAAACGGCCGUGAUCAAAAACACCAUCCCUUGGAUUGUGUCAUUCAUAUUUUGGUUCCUCUACAUCACCACCCCGGAGUACAUCCUCGGGUUCGAUAACGGUCGCCACUGCCUUCGCUGGUACACCUUAACACCCCUCCUUGCCAUCAUCCCGUCCAUCACGCUCUUUUACCUACCAUUCACCAUCAUCGCUGUACUCUAUUUCAGAAUCGUCGCCAAAAUUCAAACCACUCUUGGAUCAAAGAAUGUCCAAAGAAAGUUUGCCAUGAAGGAUGUAAGCAAGGAAAAGAUCAAGGUGGACUUACCCCACGAUGACAUGACGUCCGCAGUCAGUACUGUCACCAUAAAUGUAGACCUCUCGUCCGAUAAUCUUGGUCAGGAACCAAAGAUGGACAACGGAAAUGCUGUCAACAAACCAAAGAAAGCGACAAUUAAGCGUGAAUCCGCAAACGAAAUGCACAAGGCCACAAGGACGCUCCUCUUCAUCGUCGUUGCUUUCGUCGUAUCGUGGCUUCCCCAGAGCAUCAUCAUGCUCAUCUACUCCAUCGAACCCGUGCUCGUCGUGCCAGGACUACCACGACCCGGUCGACUAUUCUUCGGGUGGAUGACGUAUCUUAACAGCCUACUCAAUCCAGUAUCGUAUGCCGUGUCGCAGCCGUUGUUCAGAUCAACCAUAUUGAACAUUCUGUUAUGCAGACGUAACUGAUCAUUUGGACCAACGUCACGCAAGUUUACCAUUGGGCGUACUAUUUCAAUCAAAAGAUCCUUAUUGGGCAAGUCCACCGCAGCAAAAAGUUGAUUCGAAUAAAAAGAGGAAAAUCCAACAAGCAUAACACUGAAAAUUUCAUCAAAAAAUUAAUGUAUAAUAAGAAAGCUAUGGCAUUUUUUUUAGUUUCGCUUUAUUUCACAAAGCAAUUAUAUGCACAUCCUGGGGCCCGUAACACAAAGCUCAGCAAAUCAUUGAUUGCAUUGACUACAAUGUACAAUUAAUCGUAAAAGUCAAGCGUGUGUUUAAUCGCUAACGUUAAUGCUACGGGACUCUGAUCGGUAUGCAAAUGAGGGAACUGGUGAUGUCACCCGCUCACUAUUUCUUUAGCAUUUUGUUUAAAUAUGAAAUAUUCUAAUUUUCUUUUCAUUGUCUUGUGAAACAAAAGUUUUAUUCUUCCCUUAACGUGUGGGAUUACCAUUGUCUUAAUAUGGUUCAGUCUAGUUGUUUCUUAUUGUCAAAUCUGUGAAAAAUGAAAUAUUGUAUAAUUCAAAAGAUGAAAAAUAAGAAUAGUAAGUGAGGGACAAAGCUUGUGCAUAGCUUUGUGAAAAAUGAGCGAAAUUUUGACAUGUCAUAAAUUUCUUAUUUUACAUUCGAUUUUGAUGAAAUUUUCGGAGUUAUGCUUUGAAUUUUUCUCAAUAGAUUCAAAUCACCAUUAUUUUUUUUGGGGGUGAACUUGACCUUUAAGGGCAAUGCACGAUGAUUAGGAACUGAUAUAUUAUAUGUUAUUCGAUUGCCUUGGCGAUGGCAAACGAUGUUAUUUACACAUUAACCAACAGCAUAUCAACGUUUAGCAUAGACUCUAGAUAAUUAUGAGAAAUGAAAGAAAAAUAGGAUUAUAUUUUUUUGGGUAGUUUUCUGAAAGGAAAAUUAGCCAUUGCCAUGGCUAUGGGCCAUUUGUGACAUUGAUAUUUAUCACUAAAUUCAAACAAAAGGCAACAUAAAUUUUAUCAUUCUAAUGAUCUCAUGCAGAACACGUACUGUAUUUUUUUUUUCAAAAUUAAGUAGAAUGGGUCAAUCCUUAUGCAUUAAGUUAAUUUUUCAUUAUGAAUUUUUAAGUAUUUUCCACCUGUCCAUUUUUUUUUUGCAAAUCACAUGUUAUUUGGUUGCCAUGACAAUGGCUUAAGAUGUUAUUAAUACAUUCAGCAACCAACGUAUCUCUGUUAGCACCCUAAAAUUAGAUGAAAUGAAAUUUUAAUCAGAUUCUGCAAUUUUCCUGAAAAAUUGUACUUUUCUGGGGGAAAAUAAGCCGUUACCAUGGCAACAGGCCAAAUUGGAACUAUUUGGAUGAUCCUAAACAUUUGUUAAUUUCAUUCAUAUGUAAUUGGAAUCUUGAAAUUUUUCUACCGGGUAAUUCAUACCAUUCUUAACCAUCCACAGGGGAAUGUCUCUUAUUUUCUUCGAAAUUAAUCCGUUGACAUGGCAACGGCUGAAGACGACAUUUAUAAAUUUACCUCCCAUUUUAAAAAUAAAUCUCAUGGCAUAUACUAAUAGUUUAAUGAUUUAGUCAUAAUAAUGGUUAUCCGCUCUUAAAUAACCAUAUGGCUACCAUAAUUAUGUUUGCAGAAUACGCAAUAAAUUAGUCAGUGUGCUACGCAAUAAAUUCACUGCUUUUUGUGUGAAAUAUAGAAUAAAACACAAUAUACAUUUAAUACCAUAAAACGAUGUAUCAGAAGCAAGCUCCGUGUAAUUAAAUGGUUAACUUAAUCUGAACAUUCCGAUUUGAAUACGUGUAGUCUAUUAGCAGUUUAUAAAGCUUUCUCCAUUUUAUCCUAAACUUUAACUUUAAUUGAAAACUGCAGAUAAUUUUGUCAAAAUCUGUUGGCAAGUGUAUUGUAUAUUUUUCUGCGAGGUGUACAUGUAUAUAAGGCAAAAUUUAUCAUAAUUAUUAUCAUAAUAAGCCUAAUAGUUAUCGUAAUUGUUGUCAUUCUCGGUUUUGUUGUCCUUAUCAUUAUCAUUAUUAUCAUUAAUUGCUUUGGUUUUGAUUUGUAUUCAUAUAAGCCUAUAAACAUCGUUAUCAGCAU
Molecule: messenger RNA, 3342 nt
Organism: Lytechinus pictus (painted urchin)
Lineage: Eukaryota; Metazoa; Echinodermata; Echinoidea; Temnopleuroida; Toxopneustidae
Product: muscarinic acetylcholine receptor M2-like
Exons: 2
Coding region: 80-1258 (392 amino acids)
Biological process (GO): adenylate cyclase-activating adrenergic receptor signaling pathway
Cellular component (GO): plasma membrane
Molecular function (GO): dopamine neurotransmitter receptor activity, coupled via Gi/Go; G protein-coupled receptor activity
Source: RefSeq, a predicted model, not a curated record